AUGACGGAAAUCAGCGAGAAGGAGAAUGAACCACAAAACAGGGACCUUCACCGACCACAGGCUACAGUGCCCUGUCAGACUGAAUCAAAGUUGCAGCGGCUGAAGCGCUCCCUGUCCUUCAAAUCAGUCAUGCGCAGCAAGAGUGUGGACAACUUUUUCCAGCGCAGCAAUGGUGAAGCCCGCUCACCCUCCGCCCUCAUCACCACACCACCACCUCCACCAUCUCCUCCCCCCUUCUCUGAGUCCCCUCUGGCCUAUGAGCGCUCUCCCUCCUUGUCCCCCUCAAUCAGUCCCAACCCUUCAUUGUCAUCACACUCACCUUCAAUCAGUCCCUCACUGUCCGUCACCUCCAAAACUCAGCCAAAGACUCAGGCCCAGCUGAUGCAGCCGGUCAAGACCCACUGUUUCCAGGAGCACGUCUUCCGUAGGCCUGCCAGCUGCCAGCGAUGCAAACACAUGAUCCAAGGGAACUCCAAGCAGGGGCUGCGUUGUAAAGCCUGUAAGCUGGCGGCCCACCUCUGGUGCUCAUCAGAGCUCUCCCAGCAGCCCUGUAACGGCAAGACAGGAGCUUUCAAGAGAAACUUCAGCUCUCCUCUGCUCACCAUCGAUCCUCUGGGUGUGGUCAGAGAGGCUCCUGCUGCUCAGGAAGCAGAUAAUGGCAUUGUUGACCCUGUGUACGAGGCACUGCGCUAUGGGACGUCACUGGCUCAGAUGAGUCGCUCCAGCUUCGGCAGUAUCUCAGAGUCGCCCUGUCAUGAGACAGAAAAACCGCAAGACAAACUUGAAAACCAGCCUAUAGUUGAAGAGGAACAAAUCCCAGGAAUGCUCACUCCUCCUGAAAGCGAGAAGGCUGAUUCAGAAGACAGGGUCAGCCUGAAGACUCCCAAACGAGUGGAGGUCCACUCCAUCCACACCUACGUGGCUCUGUACAAGUUCCUGCCUCAGGAGAAGAACGACUUGGAACUACAGCCUGGUGAUCGAGUUCAAGUCACAGAUGAUUCCAAUGAGGACUGGUGGAAGGGGAAAAGCAGAGACAAGGUGGGAUUUUUCCCAGCCAACUUUGUGCAGCGGGUCCGCCCUGGCGAGCGGGUGUGGAAGGUCACCGCUGGUUUCCACGGCAACCGAGACAAAGGCCAGAUGACUGUAAAAGAGGCCCAGAUCUGUGUGGGGAAGAACGAGGAGAUUGACGGUUUCCUCCGACUGACCAGCGGGAAAAAGAGAGGCUUGGUACCUGUGAAGUAUCUGCUAGAGAUAUGA
Messenger RNA from Toxotes jaculatrix (banded archerfish), 1257 nucleotides. Its product is annotated as SH3 and cysteine-rich domain-containing protein 2-like. Gene Ontology annotation, cellular component: extrinsic component of cytoplasmic side of plasma membrane. The record is from RefSeq and is a predicted model, not a curated record. The transcript is spliced from 11 exons. Gene Ontology annotation, biological process: positive regulation of voltage-gated calcium channel activity; positive regulation of protein localization to plasma membrane; skeletal muscle contraction. NCBI's taxonomy places the organism in Eukaryota, Metazoa, Chordata, Actinopteri, Toxotidae. The coding region runs from base 1 to 1257 and encodes 418 amino acids. Gene Ontology annotation, molecular function: protein binding.